Molecule: messenger RNA, 1419 nt
Organism: Symsagittifera roscoffensis
Lineage: Eukaryota; Metazoa; Xenacoelomorpha; Acoela; Convolutidae
Product: tetraspanin-1-like
Exons: 3
Coding region: 818-1309 (163 amino acids)
Cellular component (GO): membrane
Source: RefSeq, a predicted model, not a curated record
CUCAUAAUUUGUUGUUUGAAAUUUUGCGGAUCAUUAUGUGUAUAGUAUUAUGUCUUAUCGUGUUUUCUGAAUUAUAAUGAAAUAUUCAUAUUAACUAAAUAAUCUGAGUUACCAAAUCAAUUACAAAGAAAUACUUAACUCCUUUUUUAAUCAGAUUUUUGAGAGGUUGUCGAGUUUUUUGAGAGUUUUUUUUUGGAUACGUGAAGAGGUUUAAAAUGCUAUGCUGAGUUUUUUCAAAUAGGUUUAAUCUUAAUAGCGAAAUUUAUGCCGAUAAAAGCCUGGAAAAGAACUGUUUUGUUUAACGCAAAGUUUUGUCCGCUUAAUUAUUCUCAAAUCAAGAUUUAACUUCCCCAGACAGCUGGGCUUAUGUGCGCCUUAAUGCAAAGCAUUUCUGCUAAUUUUUUAAAUCAUUGAAGAGCGUAUUUAUAUCAGCGGUCGGCUGUUUUAGUCCUUGAUUUUCGCAUAUGUUAGCUAAUGGUUCCUUUUCUUCUAUGCUACCUAAGAAUUGAGAGUUUCAACCCUAGAGAUUCUUGGAAAAGAUUCUUGGAAUCUUCAUCAGUCGUGAUCUGCUCUAUGUGCCUGUAAGCAUGAAAAUUAGCCCUGUUUUGAAUGUUUCCCAUAAUUGUGUCCGUAAUUGUUUAUCAGAAUGUACGCAUCAUUUCACUGUUUCUAAAGGGGGCGCGAAGAUUUGUCUGUGUCAAUUGACCGUAUCACUCUUUAGUAGUGCCUGAUACUUUGAUACCUUGUAUCGUGAGAGAAGUUGAGAACAUCUUUGUUGAGAACAAAUUGAAUAGUAAAGUUUACCUUGAACUUCAAAAUGGUCUGCUGUUUGAUAAUCACGAAGGUUUUCUUCUUCAUCUUUUCACUGGUUAUCUUGGUCGGGGCUGUUUUCAUUUUUGGACUCCAGUUCUAUGCUUUGAAGUUGUAUGACUACAACGCUUCUGCCGAGACAUACAGCAUCUCGCGUGUGUCGGUCAACCUGCUCGGCGGAGCUGCUCUGCUGGGGAUUCUGGGAUUCCUCGGGUGUUACGGAACUUGGAAAAAGAGCAAGUGCAUCCUCUACCUAUUCGCUGUCUUUCUCUGCAUCGUCAUUUUCGCUGAAGUUGCCCUCUGCCUGUUAGCUUUAGUCGAGCCAACUGACAGGCUUGAGCAGAAUUUAAAGAAAUAUGUGUCUCAUAUUGGUGGAAGGAAACUGGUAUCGACUCUCAAGAAUAGAGUCGUUCUAACCACAGCGGGAGUGUUCUUAAACGCCUUCCUUCAGCUCCUCGGAGUUUUCUCGGCUGUGAAAGUUGGAAGAUCUCUACAUUAGAAGUCGAGCCUGUGUGAUUUAUUAAAAUGAAGAGGCCCGGCUGUGGAUUCAAACGAAUAUAAAAACAUACUACAAAUAGUUGAUGACAAUGAAAAUAUUUAUUUGAUCAU